Molecule: messenger RNA, 521 nt
Organism: Strongylocentrotus purpuratus (purple sea urchin)
Lineage: Eukaryota; Metazoa; Echinodermata; Echinoidea; Camarodonta; Strongylocentrotidae
Product: cysteine-rich motor neuron 1 protein-like
Exons: 5
Coding region: 198-521 (107 amino acids)
Molecular function (GO): serine-type endopeptidase inhibitor activity
Source: RefSeq, a predicted model, not a curated record
UUUCAGAUGAGAGCUGUACAGGUCUGACAAGCACAGCAUGUCCUCUGCUAGACCAGUGCCCGUUUGGUUUAGCUACAGAUGAGAAUGGAUGUUCAGUUUGCCAAUGCAAGCAGAGCAUUGUAUGUAAUCCACUUCCAUCGUGUAGUUUAUCUUGCUCAAGAGGCUUAGCGACUGAUGUGAGCGGAUGUGACAUUUGCAUGUGUAAGAGUACCUUGUCACUUUGCCCAGCUGUUACACUUGAAGACUGCCCUCUACUGAUGGUAUGUGAACGUGGCCUUGCAACAGAUGCCUCAGACUGUGAAGUCUGCAGAUGUAAAGCUGACAUGCAUCCAUUUCUGCCUCCCAAGGACACAUUGUUUGAAUCCAGUUCAUCUGAGCACCAUGCUUCCUACCCAUCGGUCAAACUUGUUGCUGAAAUCACCAACUGUCCACCCGUAAGAUGUGAUAUUGAUUGCAGAGAGACUAACUUUGCUACCAAUGCUUUGGGGUGUCCCACUUGUGAAUGUGCACAAACUGGGUAA